UGACAGAAUUUCGACCUGGAUUUGGAUCAAAUCCCGAGAGAAAAUGUAGCCUGUGAGUCAUUAAGGAUAUGAAUUAUCAUAAUGGGAUCUGAAGAUGACCAAGAAAGCUACAAGCCAUACUGUUGUUUGGUUAAUUGUGUGAACCGGAGAGUAGGGUGAAGAAAUGCUGUCCGAAACUGACAACAGGGACGGGGAAAAAUGGGACAAGCUGAAAAAAUGGGGCAGCGUUCAGGAGGAGAUAAUCCAGAAACUACAGGCACCCGAAAAAAUGGACCAGAGCCUCGCUUUAAAUCACGGUCCACAGUUGUACCAUACCAUGCGACAUCCGGGGAUUAUCAAAUGUAUGACACAUUUUCCGUCAAGCAGUGGGGACAUAUUUAUUACGCACUAUCGCUGCGGUACGACAGACCAGUUAAGUGUCUGGACUAUGGACUCCAACGAAAGAGACGCAUCUGUCACUCAACAAAGAUAUGAAAUUCACAGUGAGCUGACGUCUCUGAUGUAUGUCAAUAAACAUCGGGUGUAUCUUGGCUUUUCAUCCAAAAUGGAGCUGCAUGUUUUCACGGACGCCAGUAGUCAAUGUCAGGAGAAAGGCUUUGUUUCCUUUUCUUCAACCAUCCUUAGCAUGGCAUAUAACAGAGAGGCAGAUGAGGUGUACAUUGGAGGAAUCGGCACACUGGAGCAGUGGAAGGUCACAGGAUCAGAGCAUGCUGCCACAUUGAGUCGAGUGUUAAAGUAUGAAACUGACAUAGGUCCAGAUGAGUGGGUGAUUGACAUCAAGGUGGACACGAGGAACACACAGUUACUGAUUCUGACUUACCACAACAUAUUUGUCAUCAACUACGAGACGCUGAAACAAACUCACCACUUACAGAAUAGACACGAGGGAUCACUGAAAUGUUGUUCGUUCUACAAACAGAGAGAGUAUUUCAUCACGGGUGGAGGAGAUGGUGCAGUAAAGGUGUGGAAUGCUGUUGUGUUUACACAGGUGCAUGCCUUUUAUGGUCACAAUGCUGCCGUCACAGAUCUAGCUGUCCAUAAGAGGGAACCCCUAUUGUUUUCCUGUUCAUUAGACGGAAGUGUUCAGAUUUGGCGGAUGGACAACUUUUCUAAUUUUAUGCGGUUUGACUUGUCAGAGAAAAUAUAUCACCUGAAGCUUCUCUCAGACGAACAGUUCUGCUGUCAGACGGAGAUGGAGAUAAAAGUUUUUGGUCUAAAUCAGUUUUAUAACCUGUUUGCCCCGGUGGAGUCGACGGUAGAGAACCUUUGUCUGUGUCCUGGGAAACGUAGUAAUGGAUUGGCCAACCGGAUUAUAGCUUCCACUGAGGAUGGCUCAGUCCGCCUAUUCUCACCUGUCACCGGAGUGGCCUUGACCUUAAUUUAUCCCAUGCCAUCCUUCCAGAUUCUGACAAGUUUUGCAUACAACAGAGAAAAAGAUAGACUGCACACUGUUUUAGAAAAUGGAGAAGUGAUCGUGUUUAACUGUCGUACCAACCCGUGUAAGGCGGUGGAGGUGUGGCAGUCUGGGUACGUCGACGAGAGAAUCACACAGAUGUUACAGGUGGAGUUGAGUUACACCGGUCAGAACGGUCUGCAAAUGACGGACAUCGUCAUAUUCGGUGGGCAGGUGAAUGGUCAGGUGUCGCUAUUGGAUGCAACAGUUUGUGAAAUGGUGCGCAGUGUGCAAACGCACAGAGGUAUGAUUACAUGUAUGGAGAGCGUCACAGAGAUAGACCCCACAGGAUAUCAGAUGUCAGAGACCAACAAAACUAUCGUCACAGGUGGAAAUGAUAAUCUUGUGAAGCUUUGGAAAAUUAAGGUAUCUUCAGGCAGAAGAAGCGACUACAUCACGCUAGAACCUAUCCUAGAGAUUCCCUGUGAAAGUGUUCCUGAUCAUAUCAGCAUGUACGAAAACACCCUGAGUGUGGCUAUCAUCACAAGUAACCACAAAGGAAAGCUAGUGAUGUACCGAGUGGAAGGUAGUGACACCGAUACACCCCAGUAUACACAGCUGGAACAUGCCGAGGAUGACGACCAUGAUAAAAAGAUCACAGCCCUAGACAAAUGUCCUCUACUUGGUCUGUUUGCUUCCUGUUCAGAAGAUGCCUUCAUCAAGAUCUGGAACCGCCACAAUCAGCUGAUCAGGGAGAUGGUGUUUGGUGAACCACUGUAUGCUCUGUGCUUUGCCAAUGUACGGGGAGAUCUCUUGUUUGGCUUCCAGAAUCAUGUUUGUUCCAUUCCCCUGACAAGUUAUUUCCCACAGAACUACCUUGAGAGAAUUGCACUACUUGAUUUCCUGGAUGACCUGAGGGAAGAUGCUGUUGUAUACAAUAGUGUAGUCAAACCAUGGUUUGACCCUCAACAGUUGCCUAGAUACAGCACCACUCUUUCCCAGAGAGUUCAGGAACAAACCAAAAAAGACAAGACUGCAAAACAGUUGGCGAUUACAGACUUGGAGGCUCUACCUGAAGAUACCUCCAAACAGGUUGAAGGUCAAUCAGAAAAAGAAAACGAAGAAAACAAACAAGAUGCAGACAGAAUUGAAGAAAAUAUUGAUGUAGAUGAAAAGUUAAAGGAGGAUGUGAGAGCUGAAGAUGAUUUAGAUGGAGAUUUUGAAUUUAGUGCCGAAGUUGAAAUAGGAUCCCCAUUUGAAAAACCUUUGUCUAGAGUUUGCCAAUCACAGAGGAGUAUGGUGUCACGUGACAAAGCUGGGAGUCGUGGGGACAGAAAACGAAACCUCAGUGACGGGAUUAGCCCGAAUAACCUGGAUGAGCUGUUACCAUGGGAACGAGAGCUGCUGAAGCGACGCUCCAACAUCAUUCCGAAAGAUGGGUACAUUCCCAACUCUGUCAUCAGGAAGAACCUAGCUUUCGUCCGACCAGUCACUCCAACAUUUCGGAAAAAGGAUAUAUGGACACUCAAACCGGUGCCUGAGCCCGACCCACGCCACAUGCCGUCGGGAUGGGGCGGAAGACCUGUGGAGAAGGAUAACUCAACCUUGGACAUCUUUGAGAUCGCCCGUAGAUACCGUUUGGAGACCAUGGAGUCGGACUCCCAAGAGGACGAAGAAGAUGAAGUAACCGUAGAAAAAGAAGUCCAACUUAUGCCCUGCAUGCAAAACCGCAGUAAGGUGGUCAAGAAGAAGCGGACAAAGAAGAGAAGUCAAGGUUAUGAAAGUGACGAAAGUGGGGAAGAACGUGAGUUCUACUCUCAGCAACGGAGGGUCUCACUUCUUCCACCAGAAAAGGACCCUAAGCGAGCAACACCAUUUACAUGGAUGGAUGAUGAUGAUGCCGCUCCAAAGUCGACCCUGAAUCAAUUCCAGAAACUAACCAAUAUGGUCAGGGCAUCGUCCACACUAUCCAAUGCCUCAUCCAUCAGGGGAGGCUACUCCAAAAGCAGUCGACGCUCCACGCCUGUCACACCGAAAUAUGAAUUGAAGUCGAAAAAGUUUGAAUUUCGUAACGAUCUAGAGACACCAGACUCCAUGCGUGGGGUGAGGAGACUUACCAACUCUGGUGGGGCUCAAAGCAGGGAGCGGUCAAAGUCCUUCAAACUGACCAACAUGGUUGUGGAUGAGGAUUCAACUGACGUCAGAUACAAGGACCCGUCGGGUAAGCGAGGCAGUAUGCUUGGUUUGAAUGAUAUGGACAGUAUUCAGAAGCUCCUUGAGGAGGACUGGUUCUCUGACAUGAGGGGCACGCCAUCCUUUGAUAGUAUCAUGCAGCGUCUGCUCACCCUCCUCGACACUGACGACCCUGAUCUCCACUCCAAGAUCUGUGAUUACAUCCUUGACCUUCACAAGGACUUUGGUAUACCAGACAUGUACCUUGACAGAAUCAUCCACAAAUUGUCCGCACAGCUAGGAAACUCCACUCCAGUACCGAUAAACAAUCUCCGUACCCUCCAACAGAUCGGUGGCAACCGUCCCGAUGUUCUGGCCACCUUGUUGCCACGCCUCAUCGACAGCCAGUCAGAUGUACGAGAGGAGAUGGUGUCCAUCUUGGCAGAGAUGAUAGGGGUCAAUAACAAGGAUGACCUACUGCAGUUGAUGCAGGACAUGGGCUUCAAGAGCAAAUACAACAGCAAAGAGGAGGAGGAGGAAGCCCUGAAGGCUCUAGCGACGAGGCUGGACAUCCCGUACCGGACAGAUAGCUUCACGGACUGGAUUUCCAACUGGGUGGACGAAUCCUCUUCCCUCUUCCAUGAUGAUGCAGACCUGAAGGAGGGAGACAUCAGUAAGAACUGGGAUGGACGUGCCGUGAGAGUCGUGCCCGAGUCCCUGUGUAUCACCGAGACAUCCAGCAGGGCAUCCAACAGACUCCGGGAGCUCACCAACAUCUCCGACAAAUCUCCAUUGCCUCUGUUGGAGAAGGGUGAUUCCGUCUUAACUGAUAUCACAUUCGACAACAUAACUCCGUCAGAACUGGACAGUCGGCUGACCGACUGUACAGAUGGAGAGGUGACCACUCCAGACCGGGCACUGUUGGGGGCCAGAGGUCCAGUCCUUCUGCUUGACGACAAUCCGUUCCCUCUUCUUGACGACCCUGACCUCCACCGACCUUCAUUUAUUGAGGACUUGGUGCAGUCGUACUUAGAUACACAGGAAACAGGUGUGGGCAUGUUGGAGGAAAUGUCGGAGAAUGAACAAGACAAAGACAUGGCGGAAUACGAAAAAAGUUCAAAGUUCAAAGAGCAGGUCAAGAAGCGAAGAAGUGAAGGGAGAAUGGAGAAAUUUAUUGAAGAGUCAGACCUUUUGGAGCCUUCUACUCCAGACAUGGGCCGCAGACAGAGAAGUGGUAUGUUUGAUAUUAACAGAGAGACACAAGAUGAAAUUCCUACAACUCCCAAGUCACAGAAGGCUAAUAUUCGGAAUUCACUGUCGGAUGAGGAAGAAGAGGAAUAUGACGGAUUUAAUCCAAAGGACCCAGCGAUGUAUGGCUAUUACAAGAAGAGAUACCCCGCCAAUAUCAGACCAGGCAGUGGGAGAAAGUUGUAUGGAGAUGAGUUUGGAGGUGUGCCCAGCAGAAGAUUACAGCAGUUUGCCAAGAGAGGAGGAAAGGACGAAGAAAUGCUGGCAACAGACAGCAGUCACCGUGACGAUGGUACUGAUGUGGCCAUCAGUGUGUCAGAGGUCGGAGAAAAGGCGGCAGACACGACCCUAGAAACAAUGAGUACACAGGAUUCUGGAAUAGGAAAGGAAAUAUCGGAGAUCCUUAGUAGCAAAUCUGGAAUGGAGAUGGCUGUCAUUAGGAAAGGUCAACAUCGACCAAAACAAGGCUGGCCAAAGCAUUCCUUAUCACCUGUCAAGUCGGCAGGGUCUCUCUGUCCUUCUGGGCUGUCCACUCCAAAGGGACCAGAGAAUGAUAAAGAAUUGGAUCUUUUUACACCAAAAACGAGACGUAAUAAAAACUGGCAGCGUUUUUUCAAGACGUCCACAGCCCAGGAGAGGAAAAGAAUGGAGAUGGUGAAGCGAGAUUUUGAUACAGGGAAGGUCAAACAGAGCAACGGCCCGGCCGUCAUCCAGUACAUCGCCUCUGACCUGCCCCUACUGCCGGGCGAGGCUGGACUUCGCCUCCUCCACACAGUCAGGGUGGGCAACAAGGGUCCAACGAUUGAUUACGACGGGCGCCACCGAGUGGAGUCCAUUCCUGGCAAACUGAUGGUGCAGACAAAAAAUGAGGACACUGGGAAAUCCAAUUUUGGGAUCCUUCAAAUGCAAUGGACAACUGGAGUGCCUGUGGCUACAUCUGUUGAGGACUACCUGCAGUAUCGUCAAAUGGCAUCGGGGCAAUCAGAGCGUAGCCAAUCACAUUGUACAAAGUCAUGUGACACCCUUACAGAGAAAUCGUACGCAUCUGCAGGGUUGCUGCCUAACCUUCAGAGUUUGAAACAUUCAAAGAAAAAGAAAAAACAUGUCAAGGAGACCCAAUUAAAUUUGCCCCGGCUACACUCACGGACAACCUCCCACAGCCAUGAUUACCAGUGGGAACGUCCCCUACCUCCACCGCCCGUCCGCAAAUCUUCAUCACAGUCCUCUGAUGUCAAGAAACAGCACGAUCAUUACUGUAAAUACUAUGACCUCACCAAGAAAAAGAUGCAACAGUACACUUCCUCAAAAACAAAAGACUUGUUGCUACCCGAGGUUGUCAUCCGAAAUGCUCUCGGCGCUUCACCGAAGUUACAGAAAUCCUUGACAAAGUUAAGUAGAGGACACAGCGUCCUUCUGCCUCCAAUAACACUGAACCAACUCAUCCACGUGUCAAACACCUAGAAAAUGAGGGCAUCAUUGUGUCAACCAAAAGGAUCAUCAGCUCAUCCACGUGUCAAACACCUAGAAAAUGAGUGCAUCAUUGUGUCAACCAAAAAGAUCACCAGCUCAUCCACGUGUCAACGUACAUUUUGUGUUAGAUUACAGUUGAUCCACGUGUAAUCCACAUGGAGAAUCACCUCAUCCACUAGUCAACCACAUAGGAAGUGGAAAGUGUGUGGAAUCGGUAGAUCUGUCUUCUUGUGGUGAUGCGUCCAUUUUCAUUAGCUAUAUCAAAGUAGUUGUUUUUGUGUAAGAAAUUAAUAUCCAACCACUGUUGGCUGUAGUUAUUCAUGUGGUCUAAAUGAAUUUGUAAAGAACAUGUUACAUCAAAUAUGUAGAAGGAGUCGUUACGAAAAUGUAAAUAUCUACAAAAAAUGACUUCAAUCUGCCAAUAAACAGCUGAUCAAAUAUCAUUGACACCAGCAGAGUGUUGACCCUUUCACCCCUAUGUAACUUAAGUAGACUCUAUCAUGCAUUGAUCUGGAGGAGUCCAUUUUGGUCUACAGUGGUGAAAGGGUUAAUAGAACAGGAUAAAAUGAUAUUGUGAAGAAAGAAGGUUGUCUCUUUAAAUGGAAUGAAAAUAUCAAGUAAUCAAUGCAGGCAUACAAAUUGUGUGCAGACAAUACCAGGAAUAUUCUUUCAAGGAUUACAACUUAAUUCGGUGAAGGAGCUGUCCAGACCUUACUGAAAACAACUUUUUUAGAUAUGAACUUACCUAGUUUAAUACCCCUAGAGUUCCGAAAACUUUAGAAAUGGUCCCUCAAAGGAUAUUAACUUUUAACUUACUCCACUAAAACAGAUUUCAACUUUCUUACUAAAACAUACCAUAUUUCAUCUUACUCCUUAAUUUCUGGUGUCCAGGCAGUUUUUAUUAUCAGGAGAAUAGGUUCUUUCUUCAUAGCAUGUGUUUUCGCUUUUAUUGUACAAUUAAAUGCCUGUCUUAAAGCAGAUUUCGGUUAUGAUGUUUCCGCGACCACCUCCUUUCAUCGAACUGAACUGAACUAAAAGCUGAUCAGUAGCAAGAAAACUGCAGGAUUUGUUUGAAACCUUAUUAAAAUAGUGACCUUAACAAUUUGCAAUGUCAAACCGUAAUUACUAUUUAGAGUUUUAUAUGUUUUGAUAAGUUUGGGCUAAUGCUGGACAUUAAGCUUUAUAAUAAAAUUGACGUGGUCUUAGACGAAUUCUCAAGUCUUCCAUGCUACAGUGUUAAGAUAAAACUGGUAGGUCAAAGGUGCACGUUCCUAGACAGAUAUAGGCAACGUGUUUGUUCACGAUUCCUGUAGCUUACCUCUAACUUGAGCAAGUUUCCAAUAUUAUUCUGUAAGUUCUUUUGGCGAAUAUUGUGCUGAAAGAAGGGACCUUUUUCAUAACAACGAUUCUUGACUUUUGUUCUGUGCAAUUAAUUAUACAUGCGUCCAUUUUACUUCUGUGAUAAUUUGAUAAUGUUGAAGCUAAGAUCGAUAUGUUAUGAAGAUCAUGUAUUCUGAUAACCUGAAGUAUUGUUUCAUUCUGUGUAAUGAACAUUGUUUUUUAUUUGUUUUGUUAAGUUUCACAACGUUAAUAACAAAAUGUGAUAAAUUGUCCAUUGUAUAUUCAAAAAACUAUUUACUUACGAUAUUUCAUUACUAAUCUUUUUAUAGAUGUGUUUUAAUGAAUAUGCAAUGUUCAUUUUGUUACUAAAAUAUGAAGACUUUUGGAAAUGUGUGAAUAUUAUUUAAAUCAUGAUCAUAUUUAAGUCACUGUAUAAAGUUUUACUUAAAAUCGCUUCGUUUCAAUUUAGUCUAAUAAAAUAACGUAAUAAGAAUUGAUCAAAUGAAUACUUGUUUACAAGUAACGGUAGAUAGUUUGAUAUGAUAUUGUAUUUAUAGUAAUGUAAAUAAAGUAUUUCCUGACAAAUCAGUUGUGUUUAUGAUGGCUUUGUAACUAAAUUACACUUGUAUACAAUGUAUCCCAUAGAACACAGCUGUCUGAACAGUUUUAACAGUAUUCUUUUUAAGGAUUGUGUG
Mizuhopecten yessoensis (Yesso scallop) is the source of this 8319-nucleotide messenger RNA. RefSeq lists its product as uncharacterized. Gene Ontology annotation, molecular function: protein binding. Lineage: Eukaryota; Metazoa; Mollusca; Bivalvia; Pectinida; Pectinidae. The record is from RefSeq and is a predicted model, not a curated record. The coding region runs from base 164 to 6274 and encodes 2036 amino acids. The transcript is spliced from 54 exons.